UCUCUUGGAAAAAAAAACCGAAAGAAACGAAAUCCAAGUAAAAGGCCAAAAUUGAAAACCGGUGGUCCGGCAAUGGAAUGGGAGGUAGAUGAAGGGAAAGUGGCGGCGGCGGUGGUGGUAGGGCUGAUAGAGAAGGCUACCAACUCAACUGAACCGGACUUGGAUCCGCGAAUCCUAAAAUCAAUCAAAUCGGUUGUCCGUCACUCUGAUUUGGAGCUCCGUCUUGCGGUCGAAAACCUAAUGAGCCUCAUGAAACGAGACCACUCUCAGGUACGGUACCUUGCACUAGCCAUAAUCCAUGAACUGUUCAUGCGGUCAAAGCUAUUUAGAAGGCUUAUUGUUGAGAAUUUGGAGCAAUUGUUGAGUUUAAGUGUUGGGUUUAGAAGAAACCAGCCACUCCCUGCACCUCCAGCCAUUGCAUCCAAGCUGCGUUUAAAAGCAAUUGAAUUCUUAGAGAGAUGGAACACUACAUUUGGAAUCCAUUACAGACAGCUCAGAUUAGGGUAUGAUUACCUGAAAAACACCCUUAGAUUUCAGUUCCCUAAUCUUCAAGCAAAUGCAGCCAGAGCUCAGCAGGAGAGAAGAGAAAGAGAGUUGCGGACAAAAGAGAUUCUGUUAAAGAAAUACGAGCUGUUGAAGUCAAACCUUCCUUCAAUCAAGGAGGAAGUAAAGUCAAUGGUUGAUGAAAUCAACGAGUGCUUAGAUAUCCUUCAAAGUUGUAAAGAACCCAACCUCCCGCUUUCUCCCAUCGAUGAAGAAGAAGAAGAAUAUUUUGAGGAGUUUCGUAACCUUGAAUUGCGACAGAUUCGCGACAAUUCUCUAAAAGAAGCAGAUAAGGUGCAGGAAAACAGCGAAAACAAAGUUGUUUUCGACGCGUUGAGAGAACUUUACAAGCUUUUAGUGACCAAACAUAUAGUUGCAGUACAAGAAUCAAUUUCUGUUCUUAUAAGGGUAGAAUUGUCGGAUAACAGGGUUAGAGACUCCAUGUUAAAAGAAUUCAUCGAUACCCGAAAUCAUCUGAAAACAAUAAAAAAGAAAUGUGAAGAAGCAGGAUGUGGUCUUUCAGUCACUACAGAUGAAGGAGGAGGAGGAGGAGAAGAAGAUAUCUGGGAAGAGGGCACAAGUGAAAGAUUUGAUAUUCCAAAACCCAAUAAGCAAAGCGAGGAGGAUCAUGAUGCAAACAAGAGUAAAGAUGAUGCUAUAAAAAUUAUUAAUAGUAAAGUAGUUUGUGAUGCUGAUUUGGACCCGUUAAAAAGCAAGCUCAUGGGUGAAGCCCCGGUGAUGAAAUGGGGUUCCUUUUUGGACAACUGGGGUUCGGUUAUGGCUAACCAGAGAGGGUUAGAGGUUGAAGGACAUUGGGGACGGGUUGACUAUGAUGCAGUGAUUCCAGCUAAUAAAGUUGCUGAGCUAAACAUGCAGGCAACUGUUUAUGAAGAAGAUGAUAAAGAAAUUCAACAGUGUGGUGCACCCCUAAAAAAGGAAAAGGGGGGGCUUUGUACGCGAAGGGAUUUGAAAAUUUGCCCUUUUCAUGGGCGUAUUGUCCCCCGAGACAACCAAGGGAAACCAUUAAUAAAUGAUAACUACUUGUCAGAGACAGAACCCAAGGAGAAUCUUCUGUCAGUGUCAACAGAGGAAUUAGCGAAACAGGCUGUGAUUAUAAAGAAAAGGGAAUUUUAUGAUAAUAAAAAGGAAAUGAAACGGGCGAAGCUUGCAAAAGUUCGUGGCCACAACGACGCUGUUUUGAGAGAUGCAGCGCUUGCUUCCACUUCAGCUACCUGUUCCAUUGGUGAAGAUGUCAAGACAAGAGAGAAGAAUAAUAGUCUUGCAAAGAUGCUGAAAAAGAAAGUAAGUGUCAAGGAUAGAUUGGGUACAAGGCUUCUCAAUAGGAAGGCAACUGCAAGAGCAACACAGAUGAUGAUGAUGAAUCUUGGAGAUGAUCGUCAUUCAAAGUACAGAGAAGCCUUCCCUAAUCAAUGGUAGUAAUGUGACUCUCUGGUUUGUUUGAUAACAAAGAGCUCUACAUUUCCACUUUUAAGUAUAUACGUUUGUUUGUUGUUUUACACAAUAAAAUCAUUUUCUUAUGUGCUCUCAUUUCCCUUUGCUUUAAACACAUGUCAUAUUGCUCUAAAUUCUGGAAUGUUAAAGAAUGAUUAGUUCUGUAUCAA
Molecule: messenger RNA, 2165 nt
Organism: Lactuca sativa (garden lettuce)
Lineage: Eukaryota; Viridiplantae; Streptophyta; Magnoliopsida; Asterales; Asteraceae
Product: ENTH/VHS protein
Biological process (GO): transcription-coupled nucleotide-excision repair; response to UV
Cellular component (GO): chromosome
Molecular function (GO): RNA polymerase II complex binding
Source: RefSeq, a predicted model, not a curated record